UUGUAUAUUUCCUGUGUCCUUCUCGGGUAGAAUCCAGAGAGCUAGCAGUCAUGUCAACGAACACAGAGUCCCAGACACACAGCUUACCCAGCAGGGAACGAUGUCCACAGGCCAGUGGGCUGGAGAGUGUGGCACCUUUGUUGCAUUCAGGGGAAGAGACCCCUGACCCCAUCCCCACCACCACCAUGGGAAUUAUUCCAGCCUGGAUUAAUGGCAGCUUUUUGAGAAACGGUCCAGGGAAAUUUGAGUUUGGAGAAGACAGAUACAAUCACUGGUUUGAUGGCAUGGCCUUGAUGCACCGGUUUCACAUCUGUGAGGGCAGCGUAACUUACAGCAGCCGGUUCCUACGCAGUGAUUCAUACAACCUCAACUCAGAGAGGAACCGCAUUGUGGUCUCAGAGUUUGGGACUGUCGCCAUGCCUGACCCUUGCAAAAAUUUCUUUGCACGUUUCCUUUCCCGUUUUCAGAUUCCACAGCCUACAGAUAAUGCAAAUGUGAACUUUGUCAAGUACAAGGGAGACUACUAUGUCAGCACAGAAACCAACUUUAUGAGGAGAGUGAAUCCGCAAACCUUGGAGACAAAAGAGAAGGUGGACUGGAGUCAGUACGUUGCUGUAAACUCAGCCACAGCGCACCCACACUACGACCGUGAAGGAGCAACAUACAACAUGGGCAAUUCGUACGGCAGAGAUGGUUUUUUCUACACCAUCAUCCGCAUCCCUCCUGCUGAGGAAGCGGCAGCAAAGGAGGACUCGGCAGACCUCAGCGGAGCCGAGGUGAUUUGCUCCAUCCCUGCAGCUGAAUCCAGAAAACCUUCUUAUUAUCACAGCUUUGUCAUGUCUGAGAACUACAUCGUGUUCGUGGAGCAGCCGAUAAAGCUAAAUGUGCUCAAGUUCAUGCUCUACAAGAUCAUGGGAGAAAGUUUUCAAAAGAUCCUGAGCUGGGAGCCUCAGUACGGCACCGUUUUCCACCUGGUCGACAGGCACACAGGCCAGGAGAGCAAAGUGAAAUACCGAACGGCACCAAUGUUCACACUGCAUCAGAUCAACGCCUAUGAGGACAAUGGCUUCCUGGUGAUGGACAUGUGCUGCGGGGAUGAUGGCGCCGUUAUUGGAGAUUUCACUCUGGAGAAUCUACGGCAGGAAUCGGGAGACGAUUUAGACAAGUUUUACAAUUCCUUGUGCAGAAACCUCCCGAGGAGAUACGUGCUUCCUCUGAAUGUGGACGAACAAACUCCUCUGGACCAAAACCUUGUCAUGCUGCCAAACUGUAAAGCCACAGCAAAGAGGACAAAUUCUGGGGAGGUUUACAUGACCCACGAGGAGCUUCACAAUGAGGAGCUGCUGCAGUACGGUGGCCUGGAGUUCCCUCAGAUCAAUUACGACACGUACAACGGCAGACCUUACCGCUACUUCUACGCAUGUGGCUUUGGGCACGUCUUUGCUGACUCGCUGCUCAAGAUGGACGUCCACACCAAGGAGCUUAAGGUGUGGCGCUAUCCGGGCUUGUUCCCGUCUGAGCCUGUCUUCGUUGCCUCGCCCGACGCUGCGGAGGAAGAUGAUGGAGUGGUUCUGUCAGUCAUUAUCACUCCUAGAAAGGAGAAAAGUACUUUCUUACUCGUUCUGGAUGCCAAGACCUUCACCGAGCUGGGGAGAGCCGAGGUCCCUGUCAAUAUCCCAUGUGGGACCCAUGGAGUGUUUAACGAGACGGGCUAGACGUGCUACUGUUUGAAGCUCUACGGCAAACCGCUGAAAGCAAACCAGCAAGAAAUCCACUUUAUCCACAGGAUGGAAUAUUUCUCUUGAUAUCGCUGCCUAUAAACAUUCCUGUAAUGAAAAAAAGGAGAAGACGUAAGACCAGGGGAAAACUGCACACUCAUAGUAUUUGUUUGUUCUUCUCUGAAUGAGACUGAUGCACUUUCUUGCUGCGUCCUGGUGUACCAGUUGGAUGGUGAUCUUAAAGGCAGUUUUUUUUUUCUUUUUUUUGCUAGUUACUUUCUCAAAAAAUGUGUAAUGUCCCUUUCAGAAAAAGGACUGAGCACCUUGCACUUGAAAGGACUAGAAAACAAUAAAUUAAAAUCAAUAUACACUUAAAAAAAAUUUAAAAAUCCUUUUUUUUUCUUUUAAAGUGUUUUUGCAUCACCACACCAUCAGGAACACUAUACUCCCAUAGAGAAGAAAACAGCACUUAGGAAACAAAAAUGCAUCAGAGAAAAUUCAAUUUCUGUCGAAGUAAUGUGAUAAAAAUGAACAACGUUUGAAACGGCUGCAAAACAAAUGGAUCUAACAGGUCAAUAGCUUUCUGAGAGUCUAGUGGAGGUUGCAUUAUUCUGUGUUGUCUUACUGAAAACUACCCAAAACAAAGCUGCCGGACACAUACGCAUUGACAUUUAGGGCCACAUAUGAGACCAACGGCAGCUUGUGUUGAACUGUGAGCUGAGCAAAAACACAUGUUGUACCCAUAAUGACAAGUUAAAGGUGUUGCCCUUCAAAUCCUGUCCCGGAUUGACUUUACUGACCUUUUUUUAAAUUCCUGCAGUGAUUUGAAUUAACUGAUUUGAAGCGACACUUUGUUCUUUCCAGGCACUUUGUGAAAAAGCCAAGAGGUUUCAAAAAUGUCAAGUCUCAUAAAUAUGGAUAUAUUAUGGCUUAUGCAUUUACAGUGUUUUGACAGUGACUAUAAACCAAGGGGUUUUGGUAAGUUUUAAAUAUGUCUCAACUUUAGAUGACUCAAAAUGAAAGAGGUUGUUCAGAGGUUUCAUGUUUAGCCUGUCCCCAUCACUCCUCACUAAUUGAAAUGGGAUGGAAAAGGCCCAUAAUGCAAUAUUUAGAUUAAUUUACCAAUUACAUAGCAGCUCUAUAUUAUCCUAGGGAAUUAACAAAACUUCUGUUUUUUGUCAUUAUUCGCUUCUCCAGCUUCGUGUCCUGAUAAAUUUACUUUAUGGGUCUCCCAUGAUACAAAUUAAUUAGCUCACAUUUCUUGAUCUAAUCAAUCAUGCUUACCUUCUGUGAGUGUUUGACUGUUUGUGUGUAAGGGAUGGUUUUCUGUGUAUUCAUCCCUAGUCUGUUGCUAUUCUGAGGUUGGGUCAUAUUGGUUAAUGGUACCAGGAGGAAAACCCAGAAAUCAAGAUUAUUUUGGCGUGUUUCUGGAUACAGUGUCAUGUCAAUAUCUGCUCCAUUGCAGAUUUGUUCUGCGUUUCCUGUUUUGUCACACUUAAAUGUUUCAGAUCAUCAGAUGAAUUUUUACAUA
Messenger RNA from Poecilia reticulata (guppy), 3249 nucleotides. RefSeq names its product beta-carotene 15, 15-dioxygenase 2, like (gene bco2l). The record is from RefSeq and is a predicted model, not a curated record. Gene Ontology annotation, biological process: carotene catabolic process; retinal metabolic process. Gene Ontology annotation, cellular component: mitochondrion. Gene Ontology annotation, molecular function: beta-carotene 15,15'-dioxygenase activity; carotenoid dioxygenase activity. NCBI's taxonomy places the organism in Eukaryota, Metazoa, Chordata, Actinopteri, Cyprinodontiformes, Poeciliidae.